CAGGAAGCACGUUCGUCCGUUUGAUAAUACUCAUUCCGAAACUGAAAUUCACUAUAUAUUAUAUAAUAAUCAUAUAAAAUAAUAUUUAAUAAUUUCAAAUACAAAAUACAGAUCGUAUUAUUGUUGGGAGAGGUAAGAUUGAGCGGAUUUAGAUCGAUUUCGUAGGUAAAGCUUUCGAACAUGGCGUUAAAAUUGAUCAGCCGGCUGUCAAUUGAUUCGACCUUCAGUCAUUUGAGCCAUUUGAGAGCCACCACCCGGCCGAGACGAUCGUCUUUUGCAUUCUCCGCGCGUACGUUUGCUGUUGCAGCCGACAAGAUGUCUUUGCCAAUGGUUUACUUCGAUAUGACGGCUGACGAUAUACCCGUGGGCCGAAUUAUAAUGGAGUUAAGAAGCGAUGUAGUUCCAAAGACUGCAGAAAACUUCCGAGCCCUGUGCACUGGUGAAUACGGUUUUGGCUACAAAGGAAGCACUUUUCACAGAGUGAUUCCAGACUUCAUGUGCCAAGGUGGUGAUUUUACCAAUCAUAAUGGCACUGGUGGAAAAUCCAUUUAUGGUGCUAAAUUUGCUGAUGAAAACUUCACAUUGAAGCAUAAGGAACCUGGUGUUCUGUCUAUGGCAAAUGCUGGUCCAAAUACAAAUGGUAGCCAGUUCUUCAUUACCAGCAGCAAGACAACCUGGCUUGAUGGUAAACACGUUGUAUUUGGAAGAGUUUUCGAUGGAAUGGAUGUUGUUAGAAAGCUGGAGGCCAUGGGAUCUGAAAGUGGAAAGACCUCUAAGAGAAUUGUCGUAGCUGAUUGUGGAGAAUUGUAGAUCGUUUGAAUAGAUACUAUAAUAUCUCCAUUUUUAUUUAGCUGUUGCUGUCUUUAUUGUAUUAUAACACGUCCAUUCCAAUCAUCACCUUUUUUCCUUCAAUAUCAUUUUAACACCUUGUGAAAAGAAAUGUACAUCUCUGAAGUGGAAACAACAAGUCACUUGCAUUGUAUCGUCUUUGACUAUAAAUAAUAGAACUUUAAAUACACUGUGAAUUAGAAUGUAUUGUUAUCAUUAUCUUUUUAUCAGCAGAGUUUGUUUACAUUUUCAUUACUGUUUGUCUGUAAUUAGCAAUAUUCAUCUUACGGAAGUGGAAUAUAAAAUAGCUCGUGAAAUGUCCAACUUUUUUUCUUCCAACUAAUAAUCCUGUUGUUUAACGACAUUUGAUAUGCUAUAACACAUUAAAAUAUACAUUCA
This is a messenger RNA of Nomia melanderi (Alkali bee), 1227 nucleotides long. Its product is annotated as peptidyl-prolyl cis-trans isomerase. Gene Ontology annotation, biological process: protein peptidyl-prolyl isomerization; protein folding. Gene Ontology annotation, molecular function: cyclosporin A binding; peptidyl-prolyl cis-trans isomerase activity. Gene Ontology annotation, cellular component: cytoplasm. Lineage: Eukaryota; Metazoa; Arthropoda; Insecta; Hymenoptera; Halictidae. The record is from RefSeq and is a predicted model, not a curated record.